Molecule: messenger RNA, 853 nt
Organism: Chroicocephalus ridibundus (black-headed gull)
Lineage: Eukaryota; Metazoa; Chordata; Aves; Charadriiformes; Laridae
Gene: MOB1A
Product: MOB kinase activator 1A
Exons: 6
Coding region: 143-793 (216 amino acids)
Biological process (GO): hippo signaling; positive regulation of protein phosphorylation
Cellular component (GO): cytoplasm; nucleus
Molecular function (GO): protein kinase activator activity
Source: RefSeq, a predicted model, not a curated record
GCAGCUCUCGCGAGAGUUGCCGGCGGGGCGGGCGCUGCCCGCCAGGAGCUGGGGCCGCGCGCGAGAAGCCGCCGGCGCCGCCGCCGCCUUCGCCUCAGCCCGGUCCGGGGCCUCGGCCCGGCCCCGCCCCGCUCCGCUCGCCAUGAGUUUCCUCUUCGGGAGUCGAUCUUCAAAAACAUUCAAACCCAAGAAGAACAUUCCCGAAGGCUCCCAUCAGUAUGAACUCUUGAAACAUGCGGAAGCGACUCUGGGGAGCGGUAACCUUAGACAAGCGGUUAUGUUGCCGGAGGGAGAGGACCUGAAUGAGUGGAUCGCAGUUAACACCGUGGAUUUCUUCAACCAAAUCAACAUGCUGUACGGGACCAUUACAGAGUUCUGCACGGAGGCGAGCUGUCCAGUCAUGUCCGCAGGACCAAGGUACGAGUACCACUGGGCGGACGGCACCAACAUAAAGAAGCCAAUCAAGUGCUCGGCUCCGAAGUACAUCGAUUACUUGAUGACGUGGGUGCAGGACCAGCUGGAUGAUGAAACGCUCUUCCCUUCAAAGAUCGGCGUCCCUUUUCCCAAGAACUUCAUGUCGGUGGCCAAGACGAUCCUGAAGCGUCUGUUCCGCGUCUACGCCCACAUCUACCACCAGCACUUCGAUUCCGUCAUGCGGCUGCAGGAGGAGGCCCACCUCAACACCUCUUUCAAGCACUUUAUCUUCUUUGUGCAGGAAUUCAACUUGAUUGACAGGCGGGAGUUGGCUCCUCUGCAGGAACUGAUCGAGAAGCUGGGCUCCAAGGACAGAUAAACUUUCCCCGGAGGACCCUUUUGGCCGCUCCUUUCCGCUUUGUACGCCUGCCACUUCUAC